This is a messenger RNA of Neoarthrinium moseri, 2670 nucleotides long. RefSeq lists its product as uncharacterized. Gene Ontology annotation, biological process: amino acid transmembrane transport. Bases 1 to 2670 code for a protein of 889 amino acids. Lineage: Eukaryota; Fungi; Ascomycota; Sordariomycetes; Amphisphaeriales; Apiosporaceae. Gene Ontology annotation, molecular function: amino acid transmembrane transporter activity. The record is from RefSeq and is a predicted model, not a curated record. The transcript has 7 exons. Gene Ontology annotation, cellular component: membrane.
AUGGGCACAAUUCAAAUCUUAGACGGUGGGCUAGGCACCUCGCUCGAGGAUACCUACAGUGUUACCUUCGACCACUCCAAACCUCUCUGGUCGACCCAUUUCCUCGUCGAGGGGGAAGAAACGCUACUAUCUUGCCAGCGGGAUUUUGCGGGGGUCGGGGUGGAUAUUCUGCUGACUGCGACGUAUCAGACUUCGAUAGAGGGAUUCUCUCGAACGAAGACCGUCGACCACCCGAAUGGGAUCUCCAAGACGGCGAUUGGACCUUACUUGCAAAAGGCUGUAGAAAUCGUGGAGACGGCUCGGGUCCACGACUACACAAAAUUCGCAUUGAGUCUAGGUCCCUAUGGCGCAUGCAUGAUACCUGGCCAGGAGUAUAGCGGCGAUUACGACAGUGCUCACAGUUCGGAAGAGUCACUCUACUGCUGGCAUCUGGAAAGGUUGCAGCUGUUUACCAAAGUCGAGGGUCUAAUCAAACGGGUGCAGUAUGUCGCAUUGGAGACGAUCCCAAGACUGGACGAGAUACGUGCCGUGAGAAAGGCCAUCAAAAGAUCCGGCAUAGACUUGCCGUUUUGGAUUACUUGCGUCUUCCCCGGGGAAGAUCUUUCUCUGCCAGAUGGUAGCUCUGUUGAUCAAGUAGUCAAGGCAAUGGUCGAAAGGACGGAAGAUGGUGCGGCACCAUGGGGAGUAGGACUCAAUUGCACGAAACUUCACAAGCUGCCGGCGCUUGUUGAAGCCUUUGAGCAAAGCCUACAGGGACUGAUAGAUGCCGGAUAUCUACAGUCAGUACCGACGCUGAUGCUGUACCCGGACGGGACACAGGGAGAGGUAUACAACACCACGACAAAAACGUGGGAGAUAGUUGAGGGCCAGGAGAGUAAUUCUCGUGGGGAUAGUUCGUGGGCAGCUCAACUUGCAAAUAUUGUCAAGGAGUCUCAGGAUCGCGGGUGUUUUCAAAAUUUCGUCGUGGGUGGAUGUUGCGUUGGAGGAUUCUGGAACGUCCUGGCCAGAAGUGGCAUUUUUGGUCUGACACUAAGAACUCAUCGCACGGUCCCAUAUCCCACGACUCUGCUUACUGGAACGUCUGCACUGACCAUGAUGAAUCGCACUCAGAGUCCGCCGACGAUGGAGACUGUUAGUGACAUUGAGAAGAACCCCAGCCUCACGGCGGACGAGAAGAGUGAUCUUGCGCCACAGCUCAACAUUGGGGGUCAUGGUGCCACACAAAGACGACUGAAAGACUAUCAAGUGACAAUGAUAGGUAUCUGCAGCGGCAUUGGAACUGGCCUGUUUAUCGGAACAGGGAGCGCAUAUGCCAAGGCUGGCCCUGCCGGACUGCUCCUCGCUUAUACCGUUGUUGGCGCUGUGCUGUGGUGCGUUAUGCAGAGUAUUGCCGAGCUGGCCACUUUGAUCCCAACAGCUGGCUCAUUCCCUCACUGGGCGACUCGAUUCAUCGACCCAGCCGUUGGGUUUUCUCUGGCUAUUUCGUAUGGUUACUGCUUCAUGAUUGCAAUUGCUUCGGAGUGCUCAGCUGCGGCUAUUCUCGUUUCCUACUGGACCGAUAUGUCACCUGCGGUUGUCAUCACCGUUUCUCUCGUCCUGAUCCUGAUGAUCAACCUGCUUAGCGUACGCUUCUUUGGCGAAGCAGAGGUCAUCACCGGAUCCAUCAAGGUGGCCUGCUUUCUCGGCCUCGUCAUAGUCUCCAUUGUGAUCACUGCUGGCGGUGGUCCCAACCAUGAAGGGAUUGGCUUCAGAUACUGGCAUGCCCCGGGAGCGUGGACCAACUACAGGGGCAUUACUGGAUCCACCGGCCACUUCUUGGGCUUUUUGUCAGCUUUCGUUAACGCAAGCUUUUCCUUUAUUGGUGUUGAGACGGUGGUAAUCACGGCCGCUGAAUCUGUGAACCCACAUCGAGCCAUCCCCAAGGCUGCGAGCCGCGUCACGUGGCGAAUAGGGAUCUUCUAUAUUCUGGGCGCCUUGCUAAUCAGUCUGAUUGUUGAUCCUACGAACGAAAACCUCGUUUCCGGAUCUGGGAAUGCCAACAGCUCACCCUGGGUCAUCGCUAUAAGAACUGCUGGUAUUGACAUCUUACCUUCUAUCGUCAACGCCUGCAUCUUGGUUUCGGCUUGGUCUGCAGGAAGCUCAUAUUGCUGGGUCGGAUCACGCAUGAUCGUGGCCAUGACCACAGAUAGGCAGUUGCCUCAGGUCUUUGGCCGCGUCACCAAGAACGGCGUGCCUUGGGUCGCCGUCAUUGUUGCAUGGCUCUUCGGACUAUUGGCCUACUUGAGUCUCGGCACGGGUGGUGCCGCUCAAGCCUUUACUUGGCUUUUAAGCUUGAGCACAGUCGGAGGCCUCAUCGCUUGGGCUACCUUGUGUUUCUGCUAUAUUCGCUUCCACCGUGCCUUGACCGUCCAAGGCGUCAGCCGGGACAGCCUUCCUUGGAAAGGUCCAUUCCAGCCAUAUGCAGCUUGGGUUGGUUUCAUCGGCUCCAGUAUAAUUACUCUCAUAACGGGGUUUCCGGUUUUCCUUGAUGGAAACUGGGAUACCUCCAACUUUGUUGCGUCGUACGUCGGGAUACCUAUAUUCGUUGUGCCUAUCAUAGCUUGGAAAAUUUGGAAGAAGACAAAGUUUGUUCGGGCUAAGGAUGUUGAUUUAUGGUCGGGGAGGCUUUAG